Messenger RNA from Cutaneotrichosporon oleaginosum, 327 nucleotides. RefSeq lists its product as uncharacterized. Gene Ontology annotation, biological process: protein sumoylation. Gene Ontology annotation, cellular component: nucleus. The record is from RefSeq and is a predicted model, not a curated record. Gene Ontology annotation, molecular function: protein tag activity; ubiquitin-like protein ligase binding. NCBI's taxonomy places the organism in Eukaryota, Fungi, Basidiomycota, Tremellomycetes, Trichosporonales, Trichosporonaceae.
AUGCCCGAUGAGAACGCCCACAUCAACAUCGUCAUCCGCGGCAGCGACGGUACUGAGCGGUUCUUCAAAAUCAAGCCCAGCACGGCCUUUGGCAAACUCAAGCGGGGUUACGCGAAGCUCCAAAACCUCGACAUUGGCUCUCUUCGUCUUCACUAUGACGGCGUUCCACUCUCCGACCACGCAACUCCGCUGGACUUGGACAUGAUCGAUGGCGACGUAAUCGAGAACUAUAUCCCACAGGUGGGCGGCGGCGGUUCCGCUUGCUUUGGACGGCCUGGCAGCCUUCCUUCCACGGCAGAGCGAUACAUCAUCAGCUGGUUCCCAUAG